Penicillium odoratum is the source of this 1422-nucleotide messenger RNA. RefSeq names its product MFS general substrate transporter. Gene Ontology annotation, cellular component: membrane. The record is from RefSeq and is a predicted model, not a curated record. The coding region runs from base 1 to 1422 and encodes 473 amino acids. Gene Ontology annotation, biological process: transmembrane transport. The transcript is spliced from 4 exons. Gene Ontology annotation, molecular function: transmembrane transporter activity. NCBI's taxonomy places the organism in Eukaryota, Fungi, Ascomycota, Eurotiomycetes, Eurotiales, Aspergillaceae.
AUGGAUUCGUUUGAUUUUGAAACCACGUCUCAGAAGGAGAUCUCUUCCAAAGAGAUUGAACAUGCUGUCGCGGAUGAGCCCUUCUCUCCUGAGGAGGAGAAGGCUCUGGUCAGGAAGAUUGACUUGAUGCUGUUGCCGGUAAUUUGGGUCAUGUACCUGCUGUCAUACAUGGACCGUACGAACAUUGCCAAUGCAAAGGUCUCUGGGAUGGAGCAGGACCUCAACCUGACCUCGAACCAAUACUCUGUUGCCCUGGUGGUCUACUUUGUAGGAUAUGUGGUAUUUGAAGUACCUAGCAAGUGGGUUGACUGUCUUGUCCUGGGUCGAACCCGUCCUUCGAUUUUCCUCCCUUCCAUCAUGAUUAUCUGGGGAGUUUUGACCUGUCUCAUGUCCGUCAUCAAGAGUUACACCCAUCUUGUUGUUCUUCGAAUUCUCGUCGGAAGCGUCGAGGCUGGAUUCGCCCCCGGUGUCCUCCUUGUUCUAUCAUCAUGGUACAAACGUACUGAGCAGUCUAGGCGCUUUGGUGUAUAUAUCUCUGCUGCCGUCCUGUCUGGAGCCUUCGGUAGUCUCAUUGCUGCUGGUAUUGUGGAUGGACUCGAAGGUGCCCAUGGAAUACGUGGCUGGCGGUGGUUAUUCAUUGUUGAAGGUGCUGCCACCAUUGGAUGCGCUCUGAUUUCCCUUUUCAUCCUUCCCGACUUCCCUGCUACCUCGAAAGGUCUAUCUGAGCACGAAAGGCAUAUUGCUGUGGCUCGCUUGGCAACCGAAAAUGUGACUGCUGUGACUGAAGAUAGUGCCCCGUUAAGCAACUGGGGUGCUGUCAAGGUGGCUGUGAGAGAUUGGCGAACUUGGGGAUUGGUUGUUGGAUAUAUGGUUAUCGUCGGAUCUAGCACCCUCACAUACUUCUACCCAACACUGGUCAAAGGUCUAUUUGGUGAUGCCUCCACCUAUAAAAUAAAUCUCCUCACCGUUCCAAUCUAUGGCGCCGCCUUCGUUGCCACUGGAAUCACAUCAUACUGCAGUGACAAAAUAGCGAACUCGAGAGGACUGAUCAUCGCCGGCUGGCUGGCCUUCUCACUUGUAUGCUCGAUUAUUGUGUGUACAGUCUACAACUAUACAGCCCGAUACGUCUUGUUGGUCUUGAUGGCAUGUGGUCUCUGGGCUACCAAUGGAGGUACAUUGGCAUAUGCCUCCUCUGCCUUUGCUGGCAUGCACCCCCAAGCUCGAGGUGUUAGCUUGGCCUUGGUCAAUGCGAUGGGGAACUUGGCGCAGAUAUAUGGCUCUUAUCUGUUCCCUGACUCAGACAGCCCGAAGUACAUCAUGGGUUUCUCUGUCAUCUCCGCUAUGCUUGCAUUGGGAGUCGUCGUAUUUCUCGGACUGCACAUUUGGUUCCGCCGCCGCGCAAAAUCAUUUAUUCAGGAAUGA